Molecule: messenger RNA, 1044 nt
Organism: Gorilla gorilla gorilla (western lowland gorilla)
Lineage: Eukaryota; Metazoa; Chordata; Mammalia; Primates; Hominidae
Product: leucine-rich repeat-containing protein 37A3-like
Exons: 1
Coding region: 1-1044 (347 amino acids)
Source: RefSeq, a predicted model, not a curated record
AUGGUGACAGAACCCUCUCUGACCCAGCAGAUAGCCCCAUCUUUGCCUCCAGAGUUCCUUCAGGAGGUUGGACCAUAUCUAACUCAGCAGGAGGUUCCAGCUCAGAUUCCAGAGCCCUCUAUGGAGGCAGAACCUUCUCCAACCCAGCAGGAGGCCACAGUUCAGGUUCCAGAGCCCCCUAAGGACAUAGAACUUUCAAGCCAGCAGAUGGUCCCACUUCAGCUUCCAUGGCCACCUAAGGAGGUUGCAGCUCAACAUCCAGCUCACUAUGAGGUGACAGUUCCAACACAAGGGCAGGAUCAAGCUCAGCACUCAAUAUUAACCAGUUUCACAGUUCAACCUUUGGAUCUGGGGCUUACCAUCACUCCAGAAUCCAUGACAGAUAUUGAACUUUCUCCAACCAUGCAGGAGACCCCAACUCAGCCUCCUAAGAAAGUUGUACCCCAACUUCCAGCAUAUCAAGAGGUAACAGUCGCAACACCAGGUCAGGAUCAAGCUCAGCAUUCAAUGUCACCCAGCAUUACAGUUCAACCUUUGCACCUGGGACUUACCAUAAGUCCAGAAUCCAGUACAGAGGUUGAACAUCCUACACCCUUGAAGAAGACUAUAGUUCCUCCAAACCACCCUAAGGUGACACUUCCACAUCCAGGCCAUAUUCAGACUCAGCAUUCAAACCUGACUCAAGCCACAGUUCAACCUUUGGAUCAGGGGCUUACCAUCACUCCAGAAUCCACUACAGAGGUUGAACCUUCUACAGCUCUGACGACUACAUUUUCUUCUCCAAAACAUCCUGAGGUGAGACUUCCACCUUCAGACAAGGGUCAGACUCAACUCACAAUUCAACCUUUAGAUCGGGGGCUUACCAUCACGCCUGAAUCCACUACAAAGGUUGAACCUUCUACAGCCCUGACGACUACAGCUCCUGCUCCAAAACGCCAUGAGGUGACAUUUCCACCCCCAGACAAAGGUCAGGCUCAGCAUUCAAGCCUGACUCAACUCACAAUUCAAUCCCUUACCAUAACUACAGAGCCUACUAGAGGUUAA